AUGCUGGAUAUCUCUCGUAAUUUUCAUGGCAAGACUUCGAUUUUGAAAAUACUGGAGGUUAUGGCAAACUACAAACUGAAUAAACUGCACUUGCAUCUUACUGAUGACGAGGGAUGGCGCCUGGAGAUCCCUGGUUUGGAAGAACUGACAACGUUUGGUAGCAAGCGAUGUUAUGAUACUGGGAUGUGUUUAGCACCACAGAUUGGUUCUGGAGCAACAACGACUACUUCAGGAAGUGGUUUCCUUACAGUUGGAGAUUAUCAGGAGAUUCUUCAGUUUGCUAAAUCACUUCAUAUAGAAAUCAUCCCUGAAUUUGAUAUGCCUGGACAUUCUCAUGCAGCCAUCAAAGCCAUGGAAUAUAGAUUUCAACAAUAUAAUGCUUCAAGCAAUGAAACAGUUCGUAAAGAUGCUUCAAAGUUUCUCCUUGCGGAACCUGGCGAUCCUUCCAAAUAUUUUUCAGUUCAAAUGUUCAGAGAUAACGCUAUUAAUCCUUGUUUAAAUUCUACCUACAAUUUUAUUGAACAUGUUCUGUCAGCUCUUGUUAAACUUCACAAAGAUAUAUCUCCGUUGAAACUAUUCCAUAUGGGUGGGGAUGAGGUAGCACGUGGCGCCUGGAUCAACUCUACUGCAUGUCAAAAACUCACAGCCCAGAAUAAAGACAUUGAUUCACUGAAGAAAUACUUUACUAACAGACUAUCAGAAAUAACUGCGAAAUACAACAUCAGUUUUGCUGCAUGGGAGGACGGUUUGAUCGAGAGCAACACAAUAUUUAACAAAACUGAACUUUCCAAAGGUAGUGUGUAUAGUUAUGCAUGGGAUAACGUUUGGGAGUGGGGUGCAUUUGACCGAGCAUAUCGUCUGGCAAAUGCAGGAUAUAAAACUGUCCUUGCUCAUGCAACUCAUCUCUACUUUGAUAUGCCUUAUGAACCUGACCCAGAAGAACGUGGUUAUUACUGGGCAACCAGAUAUACUGAUUGUAAGAAAACAUUUGGAUAUAUGCCAGAUACUGUCUAUGACAAUGUUAAAGAAGAUCGACUUGGAAGACCUUUAAAUAAAAGUGAACUCUGUAAGAAACAAAAUAGCUGUCCAUCGCUUUUAAAGAAGAGCAACAUAAUCGGAAUCCAAGGUCAUCUCUGGUCAGAAACAGUGCGUACUGAAGAUCAACUAUUUUACAUGUAUUUUCCAAGAGUUCUAACAGUAGCUGAACGAGCUUGGCACAAAGCAGAGUUUGAAAAAGAUGAAAAGUCUCGGGAAGAAAAGUUAAACAUGGAGUGGCAAGCGUUUGCAAAUUUGCUCGGUUAUCAAGAACUUAGAAAAUUGGAUGAAAUAGGGGUGAAUUAUCGUGUUCCAUUGCCCGGUGCAAAGAUAGAGUCUGGUAGACUGGUAGCGAGUUCUGCAUUUCCUGGAUUGAAGGUUGAGUAUAAGACCUCUGGAGGUUGGCAAGAAUAUUCUUCACCAGUGUCAAAGUUGUCAGGGAAUGUCAAAUUACGUACCAGGUCAGCGGAUGGAAAACGGAGCAGUCGAGAAAUAGAGCUUGAUUUUCCAGUAUCUCACGGAUCACGUUGUGUUAUUCCUGGAAUCUUUCUUCACCUUGUCAUGUUUGUUGCAGUUCUUUUCAACGAUUCUUAA
This is a messenger RNA of Paramuricea clavata, 1629 nucleotides long. The record is from the annotation of a GenBank genome assembly. Lineage: Eukaryota; Metazoa; Cnidaria; Anthozoa; Malacalcyonacea; Plexauridae.